Molecule: messenger RNA, 4599 nt
Organism: Penicillium daleae
Lineage: Eukaryota; Fungi; Ascomycota; Eurotiomycetes; Eurotiales; Aspergillaceae
Gene: drs1
Product: putative ATP-dependent RNA helicase DRS1
Exons: 9
Coding region: 1-4599 (1532 amino acids)
Biological process (GO): regulation of DNA-templated transcription; DNA-templated transcription
Molecular function (GO): RNA helicase activity; DNA-binding transcription factor activity, RNA polymerase II-specific; zinc ion binding
Source: RefSeq, a predicted model, not a curated record
AUGGCACCCAGCACAUCCAAGCGGAGUGCGCCCAAGGACGACGAUUUCGUCCUCACGCUGUCCGACGAUGAAGAUAUUCCCCGAUUCGACGACGAAGAUAAUGAGAUUGCCGAUGAAGCGCCAGCUGUCGACUCGAAAAAGCGCAAGCGCGAGGCCGAAACUUCCAAGGACAAGAACAAGAAGCAAAAGCAACAAGCCAAGAAUGUGAAGGGCAAGAAGGGCAAGGCCCAGCCUGUGGUUGAGGAGGAUGACGAAGAAGAGGAGGAUGAAGAGAAGGAGGAUAUCCUGGGCGCUGAUGAUGAUGCUUUGAACCCCGAUUUCGAGUUCGACGUUGGUGGUGUGGCCAAUCGCGGUGUCACGGAGGGCUUCGACGGCUGGGGCUUGGAGGAUUCCAAGCAGAACGGCGGUGGUGACAAGAAGGCCGUGGAUAUUGACGACAUCAUCUCUCGGAGAAGGGAAAAGAAAGAGGCUGCAGCUAAGAAGAAGCAGAAGAAGCAAGCGCAAGAGGAGGAGAGUGCUCAAGACUCCGAUGAAGAGGAUCCCGAGGCUGAUGGCGGCAUGGAGGUGGACUUUGGGGACGACGAACUCAUCGCCGAAGAUGCUUUCGGUAUGGGCGCUGACGGUGAGGAUGAGAGCGAGGCCGAGGGCCCCGAAGUUGGCUCUGGGCCCGAGGACAGCGAGGAUGAAGACGAGCAAGACGACGACGAUGACGAUGCUGCAUCCGACAACGACUCCGUUGCUACUCCCGUUGGCCACCCCGACGAUAUCGGUUCUGACCAAGAAUCCGACGUUGAGAGCCAGGUGGAUGAAGAGGAGGCCGAGAAGCGCAAAGCCUUCUUCGCUCCUGAAGAGAAGGGCGACGACAAGGCCGCCAUGGGGAACAGCACAUUCCAGGACUUCAAUCUCUCUCGUCCUAUUCUGCGAGGACUGGCCUCGGUUGGAUUCACCGACCCUACGCCCAUUCAGCGCAAGGCUAUCCCGGUUGCUCUUCUUGGCAAAGAUAUCGUCGGUAGUGCCGUUACUGGUUCCGGAAAGACUGGUGCUUUCAUCGUGCCCAUUCUAGAGCGUCUUCUUUUCCGUCCCCGCAAGACACCUACUAGCCGCGUCGCCAUUCUGAUGCCCACUCGUGAGUUGGCGGUGCAGUGUUACAAUGUCGCCGUCAAGCUGGCUACCUUUACCGACAUCACUUUCUGUCAGCUUGUCGGUGGUUUCAGUCUUCGCGAGCAAGAGAAUGUGCUCAAGAAGCGACCCGACGUGAUUAUCGCCACGCCCGGUCGUUUCAUUGACCACAUGCGCAACUCGCCCAGCUUCACGGUGGAUACCCUGGAAAUUCUGGUUCUUGACGAAGCCGAUCGUAUGCUGGAGGAUGGUUUCGCCGAUGAAUUGAACGAGAUUUUGACUACGAUUCCCAAGUCCCGCCAGACCAUGCUCUUCUCUGCUACGAUGACCGAUACCGUUGAUAAGCUGGUUCGCGUUGGUUUGAAUCGCCCCGUCCGUCUCAUGGUGGACUCGAAGAAAAAGACUGCCGUCACGCUGACCCAGGAGUUUGUUCGUCUACGCCCCGGUCGCGAGGAUAAGCGUCUGGGAUACCUGCUGUAUCUGUGCAAGGAGAUCUACACUGGACGAGUGAUUAUUUUCUUCCGGCAAAAGAAGGAAGCGCACCGUGUCCGCGUCAUUUUCGGACUGUUGGGGUUGAAGGCUGCAGAGCUGCACGGUAGUCUGAGCCAGGAACAGCGUAUCAAAUCCGUCGAGAACUUCCGUGACGGCAAGGUCGCGUUCCUCCUCGCUACUGACGUCGCCUCCCGUGGUCUGGAUAUCAAGGGUGUGGAGACCGUUAUCAACUACGAAGCCCCUCAGAGCCACGAGAUUUACCUGCAUCGUGUCGGUCGUACCGCCCGUGCUGGUCGGUCUGGUUGUGCCUGCACGAUCGCCGCCGAGCCCGACCGCAAGGUUGUCAAGCUGGCCGUGAGGGCCGGGAAGGCCCAGGGUGCCAAGAUCGUCAGCCGAGUGGUCGAGAUGGCCAUUGCGGACGCGUGGGCGCAAAAGGCCGACGAUCUGGCCGACGAGGUGCAAGAAGUCCUACAAGAAGAGAAGACCGAAAAACAAUUUGCACAGGCCGAGAUGCAGGUCAACAAGGGCGAGAAUCUGAUGAAGCAUGGCCACGAGAUUAUGAGCCGGCCGAAGCGGACGUGGUUCGAGACGGAGACGCAGAAACAGGCAGCGCGCAAGUUGGGGCGGGCGGAGUUGAACGGGCCAGAGUCCAACUCGAAGAAAGAGAAGGUCAAGUUGAGCAACAAGGAUAAGAAGCGGAUGGACGAUGCGAAGAUGAGACAUGAGGGGAAUGCUGGGUGGAAGAAGGGCAGCGCGCUUCCGCGGAAGAGCGCCUUCUCGUGUGAAGCGUGCCGCAAGCGCAAGGUUAAAUGUAACGGAGCUAGUCCGUCAUGUUCUCGAUGCGCCGCACGAGGCGAGACCUGCGUCUACAGCUUGGCUCCAACUUUAUCUUAUACAAAACAACUCGAGGCUAGAGUGGCCCAGCUUGAAGAGGCUCUGACCAAGCUGCGUGGCCAACAGGCUGACGCGGAGACACGCAAGGGGAGCUCUCCGGCAUCGGUGGCGGAAUCUAGCUCGAGCGCCGGCCGCAAACUCAAAAUCGAGAACGACGACACCCAGGAUUUAGCUAGGGAGUUCGAUGGCUUGAACGUGGAAACCGACGGUCGCAUCUCCUUCCACGGACCGACCAGUUUAUUCCAGCUUCCAAGUGGAGUGGUGAGUGAGACGACAUCGACGACUCAUGUCGCUCAGGGGUUGGAAGCUCGUAAAGAGCGACUGAUCAACAGUGCAUGGCGGGAACGAGCUUUCGAACAGAUGGCUGCAAUGCCGGAACCAUUCCAGUACUUGCUUGAUUCUCAUUGGUGUUGGAUCCAGCCGUUGUUUAACUUUGUCUAUCGCCCAGCCUUUACCCGUGAUAUGAAGAUCCAAGGCCCGUAUUACUCGGAUGUUUUGAUGAACGCCGUCCUCUCCCACUCCGUUCGUUGGUGCAAGGCCGAACCCCAGAUCGGCCCGCUUCUAGAGUCAUUCGAAGGCGGCGCCCAAUUUUAUCAGCGUGCAGUAUUGGGGAUCUUCGACUCGCUUAAAGUCGGCUAUGCUAGUGUACCAGCCAUCCAGACGCUGCUGCUCCUCAGCGCGCAAGAAUGUGGUAAAGGUAACCGAACGCAAGCGUGGCUGUAUAGCGGCAUGGCGUUCCGAGUUCUGGAUGAUCUGGGAAUUUCGAUUGAUAGUCGCAAGUAUCUCGGCGCAGCCCAGUUGAGCGACGAGGAUAUCGAGAUUCGGAACCGCCUUUUCUGGAGCUGCUAUUUCUGGGAUAAGAUUGUGUCUUUGUACUUCGGCCGGGCACCGACGAUGCAACAUUCUCGCGUCAGCCCACCCCGCAUGAUACUGGACGACACUUCUGAGAUUGAAAUAUGGACUCCCCACGGUGUCACAUUCCCUGAUGGAGCCCAUUAUCCACCAACACAGGCGCAUUCAACCUCGUGCUUCAUCCAGACGUGUGGCCUUGCCGAGAUCUUGAAUCAAAUAUUGAUCCACAUUUACGAUCCCAUGCGCCAAAGCACAGAAGGGGAGUUCUUUGACUGUGUCCAGGAACAAGCCAAGAAUUUGAGCGACUGGUGGGAUGAGCUCCCCGAUUACCUGAAGCUUGUGGCAACGGAUCUACCCUCAUAUUCCCCACCAAGCCACAUUAUGACUUUGAACUGCCUGUAUCAUACCGUCAAUAUCUUGCUUCACCGCCCGAUUCUCUGCUCUCGUGCGUUGUUGAAGACUCGACAAGAGCCAUACGAUAAGAGUCAUCUUGUUCAAUGUAUGGCCUCUGCAACUUCCAUCCUAUCUCUCUUCGAUCUGUAUCGCCGCACGUUCGGCGAUAACCAUGUCGUCCUUUCCCUUGCCUACAGCAUCUACACUGCAGCAUCCAUCUUCUUGCUGGAGAUUCAGGCCCUCAAGUAUGCAGCCCCAGGAACUCUGGACAAGCUCAAGUUCUGUAUAUUCGCACUUGAGCGUGUCAAGGGGUCCAAUCCCGUCAUCACCACCGCCCUCAGCCUUGUCUACCAAGAAGUCCAAAAGCUGCAGAUCGAUAUCCACCUCCCGAUGCCAGUCCAACUCCCGAAUACCAAUCAACAACAGCCGCCAUCUCAACCUCAACAUCCACCUCCUCACCCCACCCAACAAAGCCAAUCACCUGUCAGCAGCAAUCCCUCCCGCCACGUCUCCCCGAACAUUCCGCAUCAACACCAGCGCCAGCAAAGCCGCGCAACAAUGAGUACACAACCCAGUACAACCGGGCCAAGUGCAAGUGCCUCCAUGAUCCCCGAAUACAACACAUUCCAACAACCGGUCGCCGGAUUCGACCUGUCCCAUAUGGGCGAUAUGCCGCAGAUGCCACCAACCCAUCUACUAGGCGGCAUGCCCAAUGCAUUGAUGACGGUCGAUGACCCAAGCGCAUACGAGAUCACGCCGGAGGUAUACGAAGCGUUCUCGUACGCGCAACCGAUGUCGACGACUAUGACCUCAUCAUUUGAGGGUCGCUGGACGGGACAAACCCAGUGA